CCGCCUAAUCUAGCAAUUGGGAGGCGGUGUGCUACGAGCUUUUAGGCGCUAUUCCGGAAAAAAUGGAUGGAGGUAAGGUCGAGAUGGGCUGGUUAUGUGCCACAUUCCCCGAUCCGAAUGCAAAUUCAACUGAAAUCCAAAGAAUCUGAUAUGCUCGAUCAUACAUUCUUCAAAUAAUUGGAGGUUAUCUGAUGCCGGACAUGUCACGGAGCCGUGUACAUCUAAGGUGGCUGCUAAAACUCGUUGAUUUUAGAAGAGCCGGUGAAUUUAGUUUGGGGUCUGCCGUCUUGGCAACAUAAUAUCGAGAGAUGUGCGGGGCGACGCGACCGAGGAGAGCAACCAUCGGAGGUUGCCUGUCACUACUGCAAUCAUGGGCACUGUUUCGCUUUCCAUUUCUACGUCCUCGAGUGAACCACCCAUAUACAUUCCCACUCGUAACGAGCUAAAUUUUAUAUUACAGUUUAGAAUUAUUAUGUAGAUUUUGUAAGAAUAAAAGUAUGCUAAAAUUUUAUUUAAUUAGGUGGAACCAUCCGACAAGUUAUCGUGGAUUACCGUCUGAACUUGAAGAUAUACGACUUCUAUUGGACCAACGGUCAGAAGCAGAAUUUCAAUGGACACCGUACGAGGAUCCGGCAAUUCGGGCAGUAAUCCCGGAAGAGUUUUUACAAAAUCCGAACGUUUGGCACGUGAAAGUGGUGUUGAUCAACUAUGCAACCGUUGAGCCCCACCAGACAGACAGAGUGCUACGACAGUUUGGAUGUAGACAACCGAUUCCUGCAGACCCUGAGGAGUUUGACAAGCACCACAAAAUCGACCUUCGACUAUUAGGUACGGAUUGGCCUAGAUACUGGUCAGAGUACACGGAAAUGUGGGAAAAUCGGCAUGAAUAUCUACCUACUCGGGAAGAAAUCAUCGUUCCGGAGUUAGCGUGCGUUCCAGAAUACAUGCCAUGGUUUAGGAUCCAUGGCAAGCCGUAUUUACUUACACCAGAGAAGAGGCAACGGCAAUUACGUCUAGGCCAGCGGCGCAGGAGGGAUCGCACAUGCCUUCGGGAAGCUCUCCUUUUUACCAAUCGCCAGCAACGUAUGGCUUUCAAACACCGUCGCCAUUCAUGAUGCAAACACCUCCACAUACACUAUUCUUUGAAGGUGGAUCAUCGUCCCAAGUCUGACAACCAGAUGCCGAACCGGAAGAACCACAAUCACCACCAGAGGAAGAAUAACCGCCGCCGGAAGCUAGAGGAAGGAGGAAUCCAGCGUGCAACCGUCGACGGCCGCCAUGUGGAACCGAAUCCCCCGGGCAUAGACAUUGAUUGCCUAUUUAAAUUUAUUAUUUGAUGUAAUAAAAUAGAAGUUUAUUUGAUGUAAUACACAUAGAAAUUUUUGAAGAAAAUUUUGAUAUUA
Molecule: messenger RNA, 1403 nt
Organism: Gossypium raimondii (Peruvian cotton)
Lineage: Eukaryota; Viridiplantae; Streptophyta; Magnoliopsida; Malvales; Malvaceae
Product: serine/threonine-protein phosphatase 7 long form homolog
Exons: 2
Coding region: 498-1115 (205 amino acids)
Source: RefSeq, a predicted model, not a curated record